Lottia gigantea (owl limpet) is the source of this 3096-nucleotide messenger RNA. RefSeq lists its product as hypothetical. Gene Ontology annotation, cellular component: plasma membrane. The transcript is spliced from 14 exons. The coding region runs from base 1 to 3096 and encodes 1031 amino acids. Gene Ontology annotation, biological process: iron ion transport. Gene Ontology annotation, molecular function: oxidoreductase activity; copper ion binding. NCBI's taxonomy places the organism in Eukaryota, Metazoa, Mollusca, Gastropoda, Lottiidae. The record is from RefSeq and is a predicted model, not a curated record.
AUGAUGUAUGUUAUUCUAUUAGUGUUGUAUUAUCUAACAGUAUGUUCAGGUAAAAUAAGACAUUAUUACCUAGCUGCUGUAGAAUUAGAAUGGGAUUAUGCUCCUCUUGGAUCCAACAUGGUUACAAAUGACACGACCAUCUCGAAUAAUUUCAUUAAAAAUUCCAAUAACAGAAUUGGCAGUAUUUACAGAAAGAUUGUCUUCCGCCAAUUUACAGACAACCUCUUCAACACACAGAUUUCCACUCCAGAAUGGAUGGGUAUUUUAGGACCUUUAAUUAGAGCGGAAGUGGGUGAUGAAAUGAAUGUACAUUUUAAAAAUCUAGCUUAUUCAAGUGGCAGACCUUUUAGUGUUCAUCCACAUGGUGUUCUUUAUUCUAAAGAUAAUGAAGGAGCGAUCUACCUUGAUAACACUUCCGGUGCUGAUAAGAUAGAUGAUGGCAUUAUGCCUGGACAGAAUUAUACCUAUAUUUGGAAAGUUACCCCGGAGUUCGGUCCGACACCAGCAGAUCCAUCUUGUAUUCCAUGGGGGUACCAUUCACACGUCAAUUCUGAUAAAGAUAUCGACACUGGUUUGAUGGGUAUGCUCUUAACGUGUAAGGCAGGUGCACUGAAUGUGGAUGGAACUCGAAAGGAUUACUCCAAGGAGUAUAUUGUGUACAUGGAUAUAGCUGAUGAAAACAAUGCUUGGAUGAUCCAAUCGAAUCUCAUGAAAUGUGGUGAUCCAGCACAAUGUUUGCAAUCUCCCGAUAUGGGUUUUCGACAAAGUAAUGUGAUGUGGCAUAUCAAUGGAUAUGUGUAUGGUAAUCUACCAGGAUUUGAAGUUAAUGUUGAUGAAAAGACGAUGUGGUAUAUCAUGUCGUUAAAUACUGGAAUACAUUCCAUCAGUUUUAGCGGGAACACAUUAAUACAUCGUAAUCACAGGGUUGACACAAUUCCAUUUUUACCUUCCACGUUUCUGUCUGCCGAGAUGAUCCCAGCUAAUGAAGGAAACUGGCUACUAUACAGCAGAGUUUCCGAAAACUUCCAAGGUGGGAUGGCGGCCUUCUAUAAGAAAGAUAUCUGGAAUUAUGCUCCUUCUGGACAAGAUAAGUUCAAUGGUGGUCGUUUGUUGGAUAAUCCAAAAUCGAAACCAUUCUUCGAAAAAGGUCCAACACGUAUUGGUGGGGCGUAUAUAAAAGCUCGUUAUGUGGAAUAUACUGAUGGAACAUUUACCAAACGCGUAGAACGAUCUUUAGAGGAAGAGCAUCUUGGAUUGUUAGGACCCCCGAUAGUAGCUGAAGUUGGUGAUGAUCUUGUAGUUGUUUUGAGGAAUAAUGCAGACAGACCAUUCUCAUUCCUACCUCAUGGAGUUGUUUACCAAAAGAGCGACGAGGGCUUCAACUAUAAGGACAUAGAAAGUGGUAAACUUACAGGAAAGAUAGUAAAUCCUGGUGGAACAGAGACCUACACCUUCUCUGUACCCAAUAUGAAUGCUGGACCUACUGUAAACGAUUCACCAUGUAUCACCCACACAUACCAAUCAGCUGUAAAUCUGGUUAGAGAUUUAAAUACUGGAUUGUUUGGACCUGUGGUGAUCUGUAAGAGAGGUCAACUUAAAAAUAGUUUCAACCAGGUCAACACACGAUCCUGGUUUUUCAACCACAAGCACAUCUACCUGGCACUGUUUACCAUUGAUGAGAAUUUAUCGUGGUAUAUUGAUGAAAACAUAAGAGCUUCUGCUUGGUCACCUCAACUGGUUGACAAACAAGAUCCCAUGUUUCAAGAAUCAAAUGCUAUGCAUUCUAUCAACGGUCUUCUAUACGGUAAUCUAGAAGGUAUUGACAUGUGUCUCAAUGAGAACAUUGUCUGGCAUCUGAUGGAUUUUGGUGGAACUACAGAUAUGCAUGGAUUAUAUAUUCAUGGACAGACAUGGGUAGAAUUCGGGAACAAUAUUGAUUCAAAGGGUCUUUUACCAGGUUAUUCUUCUACCAUGUGGUCGAAACCAGAUACAGUUGGAACAUGGGCAUUGGAAUGCCGAACGAAUUCACAUUUUGAGACGGGUAUGGUGACAAAAUACACGGUUAAUCAGUGUAACAGAAGAGAAGCAGUAAUGGGUAACACCAAAAUCAGAAGAUAUCAUAUUGGCGCUGUAGAAGUAGAAUGGGAUUAUGCUCCAUUUAAAAGAAGUGUUACCAAUGGACAACCCAUUGAUGAUACAAAUCAGAAAGGUGGUGUUUUCGUGGUGGAUACUGAUGUUCUUAUUGGAAGUAUAUACAAGAAGGCUGUAUACAGGCUCUUUUCUGAUGCUUCUUUUAAAGAAGAAGUUCCACGUACUGCUGCUGAAGACCAUCUUGAGAUAAUGGGACCUUAUAUUAAAGCGGAGGUCGGAGAACGGAUAGAGGUUGUCUUUAAAAAUAUGGCAGGAAAACCAUUGUCAAUACAUCCUCAGGGAUUACAAUAUUCGAAAUCCAUGGAAGGAGCUAAUUACUUUGACGAUAAUGGAAAUGUUGAACCGGCUAAUUCUGUUGAUCCUGGACAAACUUUCACUUACAAAUGGACAGUACCCAUCAGAUCUGGACCAGGCGUAAAUGAUCCUAACUGUAUUGGAAGAAUGUACUACUCCUCGGUUGAUUCAGUCGUCGAUACAUACACUGGUCUUUUUGGACCACUAGUUUUAUGUAGGAGUGGGAUUCUGAACGAAAAUGGACAACGAACGGACGUAGAUAAAGAGUUUGCAGUCAUGUUUAUGGUCAUUGACGAGAAUAAAAGUUUCUAUUUCAAAGAAAACAUUCAGAACAAUCACAUGAACGCUAUAAAUGGACGACUUAUGGGCAAUCUGAACGGUAUAGUCAUGGACCAGAAUGAUAAGGUAGUCUGGUACAUCAUGGGUCUUGGCUCUGCUGAAGACUAUCAUCCUGUACACAUACAUGGACAAGUUUUCACAAGGCGUUCAGAUCGUGCUCAUAGAUCGGAUGUGAUUGAAGUGUUCCCGUCUACAUCUGACACUGUAGAAAUGUUAGCGGUGAAUCCGGGACAAUGGAUUCUUCACUGUCAUUUCAGCAAACAUAAUAAAAAUGGUAUGCAGUUGAUAUAUACUGUAAAUCCAAAGCCAUAA